Micropterus salmoides (largemouth bass) is the source of this 8224-nucleotide messenger RNA. RefSeq names its product cytoplasmic linker associated protein 1a (gene clasp1a). Gene Ontology annotation, molecular function: microtubule binding; kinetochore binding. The transcript has 44 exons. The coding region runs from base 684 to 5600 and encodes 1638 amino acids. Gene Ontology annotation, biological process: mitotic spindle assembly. Gene Ontology annotation, cellular component: microtubule organizing center; cytoplasmic microtubule; mitotic spindle. The record is from RefSeq and is a predicted model, not a curated record. Lineage: Eukaryota; Metazoa; Chordata; Actinopteri; Centrarchiformes; Centrarchidae.
GCACGACGAUCCCAUUCUUGUCCUGCAGGCAGCAUUCCGGGUGGAGAGUGUGAGAGAAAGAGAGAAAGACAGGAGAGAUUUGAGGCCGCACACUGUGUAUUUACAACAAGGAAUACGAGCUGUAUGUUCCACCCAGCUGCGGCGUUCAAGCGGGAUAUGGGCUCUCCAGGUCAGAUCCCGGGACAAGACAUGGAGCUCUAAGCUAGCCCUCUCCAUCUAUCUCCAUUUGCUGCCUUGCACACUGCUCGCCAAAACCACCUCUUCUACCCCUGCUAUAGUGGUUUGGCUCAGACUCCUGUAAGAGAAGAAGAGGGGAAAAAACCCAAGUGGGAGGGAGUAGUAAACUUCCCCCAGCUGCUGACCAGACACACACAUGCUGCAUUGCUGCCAUUCCCCAAGCCCUGCUCCAUCCAUCCCUAGGGCACGGCCACUAGCUUGCUAGCGAGCACUUCACACAAAGACAAGGCCUGCCCUCGGGGAUAAAAAUACAAGCAGACUGUGUGCACUUGCCUCUUUCUUUUUUCUCCCUUUUCCGGGUCAUCCAGCCACACGCUCAUUAACUGGGGCGCCUUUUGUUAACUGUAAUUCCUGCUGCUUUGAGCAGUGGAGGAUUGCUAGUAGCCAGUCAGUCAUUCAGCCAGGCAGACUGUGGAAGCCAGACGGGUUGGUUAUCAGAGGCCGGGAUGAUGGAGCCCAGCAUGGAGAACUGCCUGGCCCAGGUCCUACAGAAGGACAUGGGCCGACGGCUGCAGGUGGGCCAAGAGAUCAUUGAUUACAUAUUGGACAAGGAGAAGUCCCACGACCUGGAGCAGGAUCAGACUGCACUGGACAAGAUGGUGGACGGCAUUGCCAGCUCCUGGGUCAACUCCAGCAACUUCAAGGUGGCUCUGCUCGGCUUGGACCUCUUAUCUGCCUUAGUGACAAGGUUACAGGAGAGAUUUAGGGCUCAGGUGGGAACAGUUCUGCCCAGCCUCAUUGAUCGAUUGGGAGAUGCAAAAGAUCAAGUGCGAGACCAAGACCAAACACUUCUGCUAAAGAUCAUGGAGCAAGCUGCCACCCCGCAGUAUGUGUGGGACAGAAUGCUGGGAGGCUUCAAACAUAAGAACAACAGGAGCAGAGAAGGCGUGUGCCUUUGCCUCAUCGCCACGCUCAACACAUACGGAGCUCACGGCCUGACCCUCAGUAAAAUUGUUCCACACAUAUGUAACCUCUUGGGGGACCCCACAAGUCAGGUCCGGGACGGAGCCAUGGGCUGCUUGGUGGAGAUCUACAGACAUGUGGGAGAGAGGGUCAGGAUGGAUCUCACCAAAAAGGGCCUGCCACAGUCACGGUUGAAUGUAAUCUUCAGCAGAUUUGAUGAAGUCCAAAGAUCCGGGAACAUGAUCUCAUCCUCUGGCUCAGAUAAGAACUUUGAGGAUGAAGACUCUGUGGAUGGAGGCCGAUCCUCCUCCUCGUCAUCAUCCAAAGCACCCCCUAGUGGCAGGAGGACUGUAGUGAGCUCUGUAAGGAGACCCAGCUCGGCCACCACAGCUAAGGCCACAGCUAAAGAAGCAGCUGCCGGUGCUGUUGAUGAAGAGGAUUUCAUCAAAGCCUUUGAAGACGUGCCCUCAGUCCAGUUCUACUCUAACAGAGAGCUAGAGGACCAGCUGACCAAGAUCAGAGAAGUGCUGUCUGAUGACAAACAUGACUGGGAGCACCGAGUGGUUGCGCUGAAGAAGGUCCGUUCUCUCUUGAUAGCCGGGGCGAUUGAGUAUGAAGGUUUCCCUCAGCAGCUGCGUCUCCUGGAGGCCCCCCUCAAAUUGUCCGCUAAAGACCUGCGCUCACAGGUGGUCCGUGAGGCCUGCAUCACACUAGGACAUUUGUCAUCAUUGCUGGGUAACAAGUUUGACCACGGAGCGGAGAGCGUCAUGCCCACGCUGCUGAACCUUGUGCCCAACAGUGCCAAAGUCAUGGCCACGUCUGGGAUGGCCGCCAUCCGCCUCAUCCUCAGGCACACACACUACCCACGUCUCAUCCCCAUCAUCACCAGUAACUGCACCUCCAAAUCAGCAGCAGUCAGACGACGCUGUUAUGAGUUCCUUGACCUCAUGUUACAAGAGUGGCACACUAAUACACUGGAAAGACAUGUAGCUGUUCUGACUGAGACUAUCAAAAAAGGCAUACACGAUGCUGACUCUGAGGCCCGCUCCAUCGCAAGAAAGUGUUAUUGGGGUUUCCAUGGUCACUACAGCCGGGAGGCAGAGCACCUGUUCCAGGCGCUGGAGUCCACCUAUCAGAAGGCCCUCCAGUCUCACCUGAAGAGCUCUGACAGCAUCGUGUCUCUACCACAGUCUGACCGUUCCUCGUCGUCUUCCCAGGAGAGUCUCAACCGGCCAUUGUCUGUGAAGAGUGUCAUUGGAGGGAGCAUAACAAGGAGUAAGCUGGUGAGCACCAGGGGGCCUACUACACCGGGUUCCCUCCAGCGCUCCCGUAGUGACAUCGAUGUAAACGCCGCCUCCAGUGCCAAGUCACGUCUGUCCACAGUUCCUGCCUCAUCACCGUUCAGCACUGCAGCUGCCCUCCCCCCAGGGUCCUAUGCCUCACUAGAUGGCACUCCUGGUAAAAGUGAUGGUCGUGUUCGUACAAGGAGACAGAGCUCGGGCAGCGUGGGCGGGGCCAGUACCUCAGUGGUGGACAGUAGGGGGCGCAGCCGAGCCAAAGUUGUCUCCCAGUCCCAGCCCGGCAGUCGCUCCAGCUCCCCAGGCAAGCUGCUGGGGCACGGCAGCUACGGCCGGAUCCCUCGAGCCACGGUGUCGGCCUCCUCCACGCCGGCAGACAAGCGCAGCAAGAUCCCGCGCAGCCAGGGCUGCAGCCGUGAGACCAGCCCCAGCCGGCUGGGCCUCGCCAGCCUGUGUGGUAAAGCUCUUCUUCCUGCUGCUCUUCCCUACCGCACGCUAGCCCGGAGCCGCAUUCCCCGACCCAGCAUGAGUCAGGGUUGCAGUCGCGACACCAGUCGCGAGAGCAGCCGCGACACCAGCCCUGCUCGGGGCUUUGCUCCUCUGGCCUCCCGACGUCACUCCCGUUCAACCAGUGCUCUCUCCACAGCUGACCCUCACAGCCAGUCAGACCGGUAUGGUUUGAUUCACCAAGCAAGAAUCUCUGCGUCAGUCAACGCCAUGAGGGUCCUGAACACUGGCACAGAGGUGGAGGCAGCAGUUGCUGAUGCUCUGCUAUUAGGAGACUCCAGGAAUAAGAGGAAGCCGUUGAGGCGGAGGUACGAAUCACCGGGGAUGUACUCUGAUGAUGAUGCCAACAGCGACGCGUCCAGUGCUUGCUCUGAGCGCUCAUAUGGCUCAAGGAACGGUGGCAUCCCCCAUUACCUGCGCCAGACAGAGGAUGUCGCAGAGAUCCUGAACCACUGUGCCAGCUCCAACUGGUCAGAGAGGAAGGAGGGCCUGCUGGGCCUGCAGAAUCUCCUCAAGAGCCAGAGGGUACUGAGCCGAGUGGAGUUGAAGAGACUUUGUGAGAUCUUCACAAGGAUGUUUGCAGAUCCACACAGCAAGAGAGUGUUCAGCAUGUUCCUGGAGACCCUAGUGGACUUCGUCACAGUACACAGGGAGGACCUGCAGGACUGGCUUUUUGUCCUGCUCACCCAGCUGCUGAAAAAGAUGGGGGCAGACCUGCUAGGCUCAGUCCAGGCCAAAGUCCAGAAGGCCCUGGAUAUCACGAGGGAGUCCUUCCCAUUUGACCAACAGUUCAACAUUCUGAUGAGAUUUAUCGUCGAUCAGACUCAGACACCUAAUCUCAAGGUUAAGGUGGCCAUUUUGAAGUACAUUGAGUCCCUGGCUCGGCAGAUGGACCCCACAGACUUUGUCAACUCCAGCGAGACACGCCUGGCCGUAUCUCGCAUCAUCACCUGGACCACUGAACCCAAAAGUUCCGAUGUCAGGAAGACCCUUCAAAACUGGGUGAGCGAGGAGCUAGCUGGCAGGUCCAGUACUGCAGCCUUACUGUCCGCUGAGGGCAACCAGGAAGAAAGGUGUAAGCAGGCGGCCCAGGUGGUGCUGAUCGCUUUGUUUGAGCUCAACACCCCAGAGUUCACCAUGCUGCUGGGAGCGCUGCCCAAAACCUUCCAAGACGGAGCCACCAAACUGCUGCACAACCACCUGAAGAACUCCAGCAACACCAGCAGCAGUGUGGGGUCUCCGAGCAACACCAUUGGCCGGACGCCGUCGCGCCACACCCCCAGCAGAACCAGCCCCCUCACCUCUCCCACAAACUGUUCCCACGGAGGACUGUCUCCAAGUCGGUUGUGGGGUUGGGGUGUCGACGGACUGUCAAAGCACACCCCUAGCCCUCCUCCUCCUCCUCCGCCCCACUCCACCCCUGCUGCCCCCUCCCUAAGGGUCCUGCGCAGAGCAUAUUCACCCAGCAUGAUGGAGUAUGACACCGAGAACAUGAACUCGGAAGAGAUCUACAGCUCGCUGCGCGGUGUCACCGAAGCCAUCCAGAGCUUCAGCUACCGGAGCCAGGAGGACCUGAAUGAGCCAAUCAGACAGGAGGGCAAGAGGGAUGAUGCAGCAGGACGAGAAGGCGUGUCGUCCUCUACUGGCUCUGACGCCCGCCUGGGCUUAGACAUGGUGGAAGGGGGCCGCACCGCCUUAGACAACAAGACGUCACUACUCAACACGCCAUCACCUCGCUCGUUCUCUGGGCCACGGGGCCGCGAGUUCGCUCCUUAUGGCUACGGAGAAACAAUCUGCACAUAUGACAAGAGCGCCCUGAAGGAGGCUGUCUUUGACGAUGACGUGGAGCAGUUCCGAGACUGCCGGCGUCAGGAAAGUGGUGAAAACAAGAUGAUGUUCCCCAAGGUCUUUGCUCCUGGUAAAGUCGGCCAUGACCACUCAGACCUGGUGGCCGACCUGCUUAAGGAACUGUCCAAUCACAACGAGCGUUCUGAGGAGCGUAAAGUCGCCCUGGUGGAGCUGCUGAAGAUCACACGUGAAGACAGCCUGUCUGUGUGGGAUGAACACUUUAAAACCAUUCUCCUCCUCCUGCUGGAGACCCUGGGUGAUAAAGACCACACCAUCCGUGCCAUGGCCCUGCGUGUGCUGAAAGAAAUUCUGAGGAACCAGCCGGCCCGCUUCAAAAACUACGCUGAGCUAACCAUCAUGAAGACCCUGGAGGCUCAUAAAGACUCUCACAAGGAGGUGGUGCGUGCAGCCGAGGAGGCGGCGUCCACCCUGGCCGGCUCCAUCCACCCAGAGCAGUGCAUCAAGGUGCUGUGCCCUAUUGUGCAGACAGCUGACUACCCCAUAAACCUGGCUGCCAUCAAGAUGCAAACCAAAGUCAUUGAACGCAUCGCCAAGGACUCCUUACUGCAGCUGCUGCCCGACAUCAUUCCUGGACUCCUGCAGGGCUAUGACAACACAGAGAGCAGUGUUCGCAAGGCUAGCGUGUUCUGUCUGGUGGCUAUCUACUCUGUAAUUGGCGAGGACCUGAAACCUCACCUGGCACAGCUAACAGGCAGCAAGAUGAAGUUACUGAACCUGUACAUCAAGCGGGCCCAGACGACCAACAGCAAUAGCAGCAGUUCCUCAGACGUCUCCUCUCACAGCUAAUGGAGGGAGGUUUCAUUUGGAAACCCUGUGGACGAACGGCGUUCCAGGAUUUCCAGGGCAUAGACACGCUUCUUUCUGACUUCACCAUCUCUGAGCUUCCCCUCCUCCUCAUCAGAACUCGAGCUUUGCUGCGUUUUUCUCCUGUGUCGAGGAGAUCCUCUCAGCAACCUAUUUGUCGUUUAGUUCCUCCUCCCUACCUUUGCUCCAGAAACUUUUGAAUGUAACUGUGGGUUGGUUUUAGACUGGUGGGGAGGGACUCAACACAUUUGGAGUUUUUGGAUCUAGGAAUGCACCUUCUCUUCCUCCACAGUUCCCACAACCCCCACACCGCCUUUUGUCAAUGGAAGCAUGUUUCUCCUUGAGCCCACAUUUGGUAGAAUAAGGAGUUCAUGCAUGAUGCCGUGAAAUAUUCAUCAUCAGAUUGGAGGAAAUGUUAUCGUGCAAGAGAAACUUCUGACAAAAAGACCACAGCUUGGGAUGAAAUGUCAUUUGGCUGGCCCAGUGAUGGUGAUGAGUCCAGAGGUUUCGGGAUGAAAAACCAAAUAUUCUUAGAAAAGCAGAAAUGUUUAUGGGAACAAUGUGACAUAAAAAAAGUACUGUAUGAGCAUCUUUAGAUUACAGGCUGACAGAAGCCUGUACAUCGAUUGUAUUCUUGUUUUAAUUAGUUAAUAAGUGACUUAAUCAAUUGAAUGCCCCUUUCACAACUUAACAUGUUGCCAAACGAUUCCUUGUCAGCUCAGAAUUGACAAUCCUUCAUAUAAUUGUGCACAUCUUUAUUUUAAGGUUCAGAAGAUGACAUCACAGCUGUCACAAUUAAAGUUGUCUGAAUUUGUCUGGAAAUUCACAAUCGCAGACAGCAGAAGUUGAGCCUAUGAAAAGUUGCAGUAUUUUCACACUGAACGUUCUGCAUCAAGUUUGUGUUAUGUUUUGUUCAACAUGCUCUCACAUGUGGUUGCCUAUAGGUUGCUAGUUUGUUGCAUCUUACCUGUGCAUCUAAUCUGUGAGGCUGCCGCUCAGUCCUGUGUGUGUUUGAAGAGGAAGUUCUUUAUAAAUACUGCAGAUGUUUUCCCUGCUUGGAGGUGGAAGGGAGACCAGCGAUCCAAGACAAGACGUUACCCGGCCUUAUUCAUUUUACACAGACUAAUGUUUGUUGACUGGGACUGCGGAGAGUGAAUGAGACGUACAGCACUGAAACUCUCGGCUCUCAAAAACUGUGAAUCUGCAGGAAAAGUGACGGCAGCGUUCUUGACCUGUGUUGAUGCAAAGACAGUAUUAGUUGUGUCCUCUGAGCUCCUUCAGUUCGCCUCCACAUAACCACAGUUUCUGCAAUAACCGUAAAUCCACAAUUAAAGGUAUUUUGUACAUAUACUUUUUGACCACUGCUUCGCAAAGUUUUCACAAUAUCUGGAAAUAAGUAAAGUGAACAGUUUGACUAUCUCACUUUUUUGCACGUUAGCAAAAUAGCUUGCAUGUAACCUGCAGCACGUGUCAACUUUGUGCUGGAUUGAAUGGCCCAGGUGUUUGGCUGUUAAGUGCACUUGAACCAUCAUCAGAUUACUCAUCUCCAAAGUUUCAGUACAGGAUGUAGUCACAUUAACCAGGCUCAUAUGGAAAAGGUACAAAAUGGUGCAACAGCUCCAACUUCGCAAAACCAAAACCAUGUCUUUGGUAUAUUUAAGAUGGUAGAAAUAUCCAGGCAAGGUAUCAAGAAAUCACACCUCUGGUGGUUAUUUAUUUCAGUGUUACGUUUGAGGUAUCAAGAAGCUUUAAAAGGUUGGAUUUCUGAAAUGAGAUGGCUCUUUGAGUUUGACGGGUUCCCAAAGUUUACCCCAUGGAUCUCUAUUUGGGAAGAGUUUUCCCCAUCUGAUCAGAUUUUUAUUAUUUGAGAUGAUUUAGUUUAUCAUGGUACAGUUAACUUAUUGUAGGAAGGGAUCAGAAAUGAUUAUGCCUUUUAAUUUCUGCUAUCACCUUCGCUAACUUCUAGCAAAUGAAUCAUAAUAAUAAGGAAAAGUAUUUCUGACUUCACCUGGGGACAACCUGAGUCCUUGAAUGGACAAUUUGGGGCUCACUGUUUUAGUUGACUGGUGUUUUCAUUUAGGGAAUCCACUGAGAGUGGGCCGAUUGUUAUUUAAGUAAAUGAAUGUACAGACUUUACAUGUGUUAUAAUUAGCUUUUUAAGUAAUGGUACUGAAACUGAUUUGAGCGACACUCUGUAAUAUGCCUGUCUGCACUAUACCUUACUUUGCUUUCUCUGGAAUUCUUAAAACCAUUAAUCAGCUUAGGGUUUUUUUUAACAGGGCUUCUCCCAAUUAAAGCAAAUCCAUACGGGAAAAUUUCACCAGUCGGAAAACUACUGGUUGCUAGCAUCUGUUAUCACAAUACUGGUCCUAGAAACAGACAAGAUGUUCCUUUCAAACUGUUCACUAUGCAUGUUCUACAGUACACUGUCUUUCUUUUGUUCCAACCGGUCAUGUAAUAUUCAUACCUGUAUUUAUGUAUUUUAUUUUAUUUGUCCUCUCAUGAUAAACUGUACAGAAGGGUUUUUUGUUAACUUCCACCUGUGAUAGAUUUGCAACCAUGUAAAGAAAUUGUUUUGCUCUAGAAAUAAACAGACUAAGAACCGA